AUCCCCCUCGCGCUACAACCGACCUCUACGCGCCUCUGUCACGGUCAAAUCUGUCGAUGAAUGCCCCUAAUUCUCUCCCUGGCAGCCCCAGGUAGCCCAUGUCGCCUCCUUCGGCCCUCGGCGCGCCUCGCAGGGCAAUGGCAACCUGCACCCAGACUCACUCACCUGCGACACACAGCGAAUCUGAGCCUCUCCCUGACAUGCCACGCAGCACUCCACCGCCAAGAUCGUCGACCUGUAGCUCUGCGAACGCUCGGCACACCGAUUUCUCUCCAUGACAGCAUAUCGAAGCUUUCGACCAGAUUCUCUGAACAGGCCGCAGCGGAUGAACGCGCCACAGAUGGAGAAGAGGAUAACUUUGAGUUCUUUGAAGAGGAAGCGACACCCCUUGGCCCUGGGAACAAUGUGGAAAGUGACAGCUCGUUCCUGCACACGCACCGAGAGGCUGCUACAGACGAGACAGGCAUCUUUGAUUUUGUUGCUGGAGAAGGAGCAAAAUCAGCGGCCGAGUCAGGCUCAGCACAUCAGGGAUCGACGCCCAAAGAGGACCCCUAUCGCUCGCGCAUGCGCACUCCGUUCAAGGCACAGAGGAGUCGCAAUCAAGAAAAGGCAUAUCGGCGCAAUCAGACAACGACUGUUCUCGACGGCAUCCAGACUGAUGCCCGAGCCCUCUACUUCUCAAAGCUGCCAAGGAAGAUAGAAGCGGCGCACAACAGCCCCGAGCGCACGCCAACAGGCGGCCACAGGUGGACAGACCGAUACUCUUUGCCAUCACCCACUGCCGCCCAAGAUUCUGCGACCUCGACCUCCUUGCGCACAAUACUGGCGAGAUACCUCAGUCAUCUCACUGCAGCGGCUACCGAAGAUACACCAUUUCUUUGCACGCCGCACGAACACAAUCUUCUUCAGCGUGAAGGUUUGACACAAGAGGUGGUACAGUCAUGGGCAUUGUCUCUUUUGGACAAAAACCCCAAUACCGCUGCUAGGAUAUUCCUGCGUGGUGCCGCCCCGCCCCCGUUCUUCCUGGUCUUGCUGUUCCUCCGUCGUGAGCACAUCAGAAGGUAUGCGCUCGGUGCCGUCCUCAGUCAUAUCUCCUCAAGACUGGACUCGGAGCAGAUAGGCUGGUGUACUCUUAAGACUUUAGUCGUAAGAGUUUUACGUCAUGCGCGCAGGAUAUGGCCCGAGUCUUUGCCAUGGAUCUCUACAGUCUUCCUGGACAAGGCUGCAAAGAUUUUCGAUACCAGCAGAACGACAAAUUCUGGACCUCGUGACUCGGCUCAGGUCACCCCCUUCUGCAACAACUUGCUCUCUCUGCUCUCAUUACCUUCAUCUAUCCGACCCAUGAUAGCGUCUCGACACCAGGAAGACGCGCAGUUCCUGAUCCUACAGUUCAUGGCCGGGUACGACCCACCAAUUGCUGUUACACGGACUGGGUUUCGAGCAAUUGCGCGUAUCCAGCUCACGCACGCGAAGACCGAACAAGAGAGAGACUGGGCUGAGCUGAAAGGGCCUUCCUGGCCACCAUGGACUGAAAGUCGGACAGCGAUGGAUGAGGAUAAAAGUUACGAUUAUGGCGCUUCGCGAGCUUCGAAGAUCUUACAUCGCAUGUUUGAAUCCGGCUAUGCUGCACGUAGCUGGGAGAAAGUCGCCGAGGUGUACGCCGGAUGGGAUACUGACUUGAGUCCCACCAUUCAGACGCGAGCGCUCCUUCGGUCUGAAUAUCGAGGCGACCGCACUCAUCGACUGUGGGCUGCGCGCAUACGGACUACUAGAACCAGACGAGAGGCCUGGGCAGCUUUUCUUGCACACGAAGCGUCAGAUGAUCGCACACAUGAGGAUAUCUACCUUGCUAUGUUCGAGAAGUUGUACUACAUGGAGUUUCCACGAAAGGGGGACGGCGAGCUUCAUCAAGGCAUGCAUCUCGACGGAUCUCAAGAAACACCUGAUAGCCCGGAGGAUCAGGCACGAACGUUGCUUCCAGGAGACAUGAAAGAGGUCCUGUCCGAGCCAACCUCGCCGUUGCACAACGUCUACCUACGUGAAGCUGUACCCACGUACGAGCAACUGUACCAUCGCAUGACGGCCAAAAACAUGCGGCCUACUGGGAGACUCUUGGCCUUCUUGUUGGAAACGCACCCGGACUUCGCUACUAUGUUCAAGCUCUUGGAUAAGGCCAGGGGCGAUUUCGAUGGUGGUGUUGGCUGUCUACUUGCCGGGCCACAUGAUGAAACCAGCAAGAUCCACAACGUUCCCGACUACUUUUUGGCUGCAUUCUUUCGAUUUCUCUGCCGCUUCGGUCAGCCUACAAAAGGAAUCUCAACCAAGACAACGUUCUUGGCUCCGGAACAACACAUUCGGGAGUUCAUGUUUAACGAAAACUACCUCUUAGAGUAUGCAUACGCCUUACUCCUACACUAUAAGCCGCGCUACCAGCCGAUAUGGUGUGCGUUCAUGGAGAGAGUCGUAUUCAGUAGGUUCGGGAGCAACUCGCUCCAUCACGAGAAAGACAGCCAGACAGGCAUCACGGAUGUCCAGUACAACAUUGUGAUCAGGCUUCUGGAUACGCUGGCAUCAGUUCAUGUCGAUGUGGAAGGAGAUAUGUUCAACCUUGCUUGCACAGCCACCAGAUAUGCUGCACAGGCUGUGCAUCGCGGGAAGUUCUCAUUCAGCCAGGGACGCAACUUCCUCACCGGCCGAUCCUAUCGUCUCCGUACUCUGUUCCAUCAUCUCGUUGGCGCUCACGUAGAUCUCGAGGUGCCGGCCCACUUGACCAGCAUUCCACCACAUAUCCCAGGGCCCGCAGAGCUUCACGUGUAUGUUCGCGCGCUCGGCGUUCUACGUGAUUACGAAGGGCUGUACUCGUUCUCCACGUGGCUCACGAAGCAUAACGUUGAAGUGAUAGCGCGAGCGCGAGCGCAACACGGCGGCAGCGAUAUGCUAUUCCGCACACUCGUAGCAUUGAGGGCUGCUACCAGUGGGUGGCUCGAAGAAGGGCUCGACACUCGGCCCAAAGCACCUGAAGAGAUCAAGCAGCUCAUCAAGGCCCAGAUCGACAGCGUGGAAGAAUGGGGUGGUUGGCCAAGCAAGAAGUACGUCACAUUGUACAUCGAAGGCCACGUAAGGAGUGCGACGCCUGUGGUUGGAGGGCGGUAAGAUAUCUGUACAAAGCUGUUCUGAAUGUAUGUACCCAAAUGCACAAUACAAAGCGCAUUUCACGGCAUGCGAAUUCUACUUUACAAACGUC
Didymella exigua CBS 183.55 is the source of this 3244-nucleotide messenger RNA. RefSeq lists its product as uncharacterized. NCBI's taxonomy places the organism in Eukaryota, Fungi, Ascomycota, Dothideomycetes, Pleosporales, Didymellaceae. The record is from RefSeq and is a predicted model, not a curated record. The transcript has 2 exons. The coding region runs from base 61 to 3153 and encodes 1030 amino acids.